Penicillium robsamsonii is the source of this 429-nucleotide messenger RNA. Its product is annotated as KGG domain-containing protein. Lineage: Eukaryota; Fungi; Ascomycota; Eurotiomycetes; Eurotiales; Aspergillaceae. The transcript has 2 exons. The record is from RefSeq and is a predicted model, not a curated record. Bases 1 to 429 code for a protein of 142 amino acids.
AUGAUGGCUUUGAUCAGAGGCACUCGGAUCAUGUCAAGCCCACUUCUUAGACUGGUUCCAUCCGCACGGUCUGUGAAUGUUGGAUUGUGGCAUCGCUGUAGUGUCGCCACAGCACCACCACCCAAUCGCCCACAGCACCCCAAUCCUGGGAAUUUUGCAAAUCGUUCACACGAAGAACUUUCAGAAAUAGGUCACAAGGGUGGAAAAAAGGGCGGGAAAGCCACAGGCGUCGGUGGGUUCCAUAAUAUGGACCCAGAGAAACAGCAUGCCAUUGCUUCGAAAGGUAGUCGUGCUGGUACUCGGAAAAAAGCACCAGGGAAAAAAGCACCAGGCAACGGGGAAACUGAGUUAAAAGCUGAACAGCGCGGCCGAUCCCAUGAACCCUCGGUGGUUCCACCUGGAUUUGAAGAAUGGAAGACAAUGGCUUGA